AUGUCAUUCAAAACUAAUGCAUUAAUAACCCAAUUCGGAGGUCAAUUGUUGAAAUUGACUCAUGAUUCAAAACUUACCAAAACACCAAUGAAUGUUAAUGUCUUUAUCCCGCCAACUUCAAAAGAGGCCAAGAUACCAGUAUUGGUUUAUCUUUCUGGAUUGACUUGUACACCAGAGAAUGCUAGUGAUAAAUCAUUUUUCCAAUAUUGGGCAAGCAAGUAUGGAUUUGCAUUAGUUUUUCCCGACACUUCACCAAGAGGAGCCAAUAUUAAAGGUGAAGAUGAUGGUUGGGAUUUUGGUACUGGAGCUGGAUUCUACGUCAACGCAACUCAGGCUCCUUGGUCAACUAACUACAACAUGUACUCAUAUGUACACGAGGAAUUGAUUGAUGAAUUGAGUAAGGAAUAUAAGCAAUUGGAUUUUGACAAUAUUUCAAUCACUGGCCAUUCAAUGGGUGGCAUGGGGGCCUUGGUUGGAUUUUUAAGAAAGCCAAGAAAUUACAAAUCCGUCAGUGCAUUUGCACCAAUUGCUAAUCCAAGUGUUGUUCCAUGGGGUGAAAAGAAUUUUGGUGGAUACUUGGGAAAUGAUCAGAAUAAAUGGGCUGAAUAUGACCCAACUGAAUUGAUCAAACAUUUCAAUGGGGAUGAUAAAUCAACUAUAUUAAUCCAUCAAGGAUUAAAAGAUAAUUUUUACGAAAGAGAAUUGAAACCGGAGAAUUUUGUUAAAGCGGCAAAAGGUUACAAGGGUGACGUUGAUUUGAAAUUAGUUGAUGGAUAUGACCAUUCGUAUUAUUUUAUUAGUUCAUUCGUGGAAGAACAUGCUAAACACCAUGCUAAAUACUUGGGUUUAUUAUAA
This is a messenger RNA of Lodderomyces orthopsilosis Co 90-125, 855 nucleotides long. Its product is annotated as S-formylglutathione hydrolase. NCBI's taxonomy places the organism in Eukaryota, Fungi, Ascomycota, Pichiomycetes, Serinales, Debaryomycetaceae. The transcript has a single exon. Gene Ontology annotation, biological process: formaldehyde catabolic process. Gene Ontology annotation, cellular component: cytosol. The record is from RefSeq and is a predicted model, not a curated record. The coding region runs from base 1 to 855 and encodes 284 amino acids. Gene Ontology annotation, molecular function: S-formylglutathione hydrolase activity.